UCAUGUGAUCGACUGUCAUGGCGGCGGCGGCGCUGCGGCUGGGUCGCGGCGUGGGUCCUCUAUGGCGGGCGCUGCAGCGGCCGCCACCGCCGCCGCCGCCUCGGAGGGCCGGUUCCAGCGGCGUCCGGAGCCGCCUGUACGAGCACGCGCGGGAAGGGUGGGCGUCGUGGCCGCGGCUGGACGUGGCCGGGCUGAGCGAGCGGCUGAGCGAGGCCGAGCGGGACCUGGAGGCGCGCAAAGGGCCGCUCAAGGCGCCGGACCUGCGCGAGAUCGUUACUGUUUGGGAGACACUGAAUCAGGUUCAAGAAGAGAUUGCAAAACUCACUGCAGAAAAAAAGAGAGUGAGGACAGAAGUGUACAAUUUGACGCAAAGCCAUGAUGACAGUACUUUACAGACGCUCCCUGUUUAUAACGCCUUGGUGAAAGAGGGGAGGGAAGUCCGUUUUCGCCUUAAUGCCUUGCGUAAGGAGGAGCUUGGGUUGCAAGAAAAAUACUACCUGCAUGCCCUAAAGUUGCCCAACAGGAUUCACCCUGAUGUGCAAUUUGGAGAUGAGAACGAACCCAGGGUAGUGGAGAUCAUUGGCGAAAAACCAGAAUUUGAUUUCAAGGUAAAAGGACACCUAGAAAUCGGAGAAAACUUGGAUAUUAUAAGGCAAAGACGCUUAGCACAUAUUUCCGGUUUACGAUCGUACUACCUCCGCGGGGCAGGUGCUCUGCUCGAGCGAGCCCUGGUCCAGUUCACGUUCUCCAAGCUGAUCCAAAAGGGUUUCAUUCCCAUGACCGUCCCAGAUUUGGUUAAAGGAGCCGUGUUUGAAGGCUGUGGCAUGUUACCUGAAGUCCAGUCCUCCCUGGUGUAUAGCAUAGACCCUUCCCGGUUUGAGGAUCUGAACUUGGCGGGAACAUCUGAAGUUGGCAUUGCAGGUUAUUUUGCCGACCACGCUGUAGCUUUGAAGGAUAUGCCCGUCAGGAUAGUGUGUUCCAGCACCUGCUACCGAGCAGAAACCGAAACCGGGAAAGAGCCUUGGGGUCUCUAUCGGGUGCACCAGUUCACCAAGGUGGAAAUGUUUGGGGUGACGGCCAACGAGACGGGUCUCGAAAGCAGUGCGUUGAUGGAGGAAUUUCUCAGCCUGCAGAAAGAGAUUUUCCUGGAGCUGGGAUUACACUACAAGGUUCUGGAUAUGCCCCCCCACGAACUGGGCCUCUCUGCCUUCAGGAAAUUUGACAUUGAGGCCUGGAUGCCCGGCCGGAACCAGUAUGGAGAGAUCUCCAGCCUCUCUAAUUGCACCGAUUUCCAGUCGCGGCGGUUGAAUAUCAUGUACUACAAUGAGAAAGAGCAGCUUAGCUUUGUGCAUACUGUUAACGGAACCGCUUGUGCCAUUCCUCGGAUGCUCAUUGCCAUUCUGGAGUCCAACCAACUCAAGGAUGGCAGCGUUCAAAUCCCGGCGGUCCUGCAGCCUCUGAUGGGCGCCGAGGUCAUCCACAAACCCAGCCACACCCCGCUAAAAUACAUCGGUCCCAACCAGGCCAAGAAAGGGAAGAAACCAGUCUCGGAGAAGCCCUGGAAAACUUAGAAGGGGCGAGGACCCUCCAUUAGGGGCCGGAAUACCACUGCGAAACAGGGCAGCCCCUCCUGAACAGCAAAAGUGCCACGUCGACCUGGGACCGGCGGCUGGAGAGGCCUCCGAGAUGGCGCGUUGCAUCGGCUUCUCCUGCAGAAGUCACAAAAGGAGAAAGACAUUUUUCUUGGGCUGUUCUAUUCUGGGCUGGUGCCCUGCUGGGUGGCAUCGGGCUGUAGAGGAGACCACUGCUCUCCUGCCUGGCGUCUUCCAGAGAUGACCCACCACCAACCCAACCAGCAGGGCCUCUUUCCAACAGAGGUGUCUCUUCAAGGAACCGUCUCUCCUGCCCAAGAGGGGCCUUGGUACCCUUUGGCCAGGCCUCCCUCGUCCCUCUCUGACAGAUGGAGACGUAUUUUCGAGACUGGGGGAGGUCCCUGCGCGGGGAGCAGAGCGGUUGGAAUCCUGCACCCCUCUUAACGUUUGGUCCUUUUCUCUUGUUGUCCCUUGAAAUUCUUUUUGGAAACAGCCCACAUCUCAGAUCCCAGCAGCCUAACUUGACCUGGAAGGAGAGGGCUAGAAAUAACAUCUGUAAAUAAAUAAAUAAAAUAAA
Ahaetulla prasina is the source of this 2169-nucleotide messenger RNA. RefSeq names its product seryl-tRNA synthetase 2, mitochondrial (gene SARS2). Gene Ontology annotation, cellular component: mitochondrion. The transcript has 16 exons. Gene Ontology annotation, biological process: mitochondrial seryl-tRNA aminoacylation. Gene Ontology annotation, molecular function: serine-tRNA ligase activity; ATP binding; tRNA binding. The coding region runs from base 18 to 1571 and encodes 517 amino acids. NCBI's taxonomy places the organism in Eukaryota, Metazoa, Chordata, Lepidosauria, Squamata, Colubridae. The record is from RefSeq and is a predicted model, not a curated record.